GGCGGCGGCGCGGGCAAGUAGUCCCGGGUUAAUACAAGGAAUCUUGAGGAGAAAAGCCAAUAAGCAACCGUAAAUACAUAGUCGCGAAAGAACAAGAAGACUCCUCCCCCCGACUCUUUCUUCUCUUCUUCCUCCUACCGGUCUUGCUUGGUUAUUUGUAUGCGGGUUUUUGUGUACGUGUGGACGCCAGGAGUUUCUUUUUUGCCUGCCGUAGCCUCCAAGAAAGUUCCGGGUGCUGAUGCAAGAGGAUCUCCUGUUUGCCUGCCCCGGUUCUCUUUCUUCUCGCACUGCUGUUCUUAGCCCGCCCUAAACUUGAUCCGAUCAGCGCGGUCAGAAGACAGCGUGUGGAAGGAAGAGGGGGCGGGGGCGCACAGCUCGCUCGAGUUCUCCGUCGCCCAGAAGGAAAGGGAGGCCACAGGGUGAAAAGAGGGGCCAUUGGAGGAGAGCUCGAGACCUGGCAGGUACUAAGAAACAGUAGAUGUAACUUUGAAGAAGCACUGUCAGUAAAAUGGCUUUAGCUGGAUGCCCAGACUCCUUUUUGCAUCAUCCAUACCGAAUAGACACUGUUGAUCAGACAUCGGCACAUACACGACGAGAUCUAGUGGAACCUGGAUUCCAAGAACAAUCAAGUCGCAUCUCAUUAAGUCACCAAGGAGAUGAUGAUGUGGACUUGGAAGCUUUAGUUAACAAUAUGAACUCCUCAUUUGAAAGUCUGUGUUCCACCUUCAGUAUGCAUUCAGAAAGCACACCACUCCUUCAGAAUGGCCAGCUAAAUCGCAGCCAGCUGUUAGCUUCAGGAACUAAUUCGCUGCAUCCAGUGUCCCCACGACAGAAAAUACAGAGGUCUCAACCAGUUCGCAUCAUGGCAGUCAGACGUCUGCAAGAGGAAGAGCAACAAUUCAGAACAUCCUCUUUGCCUGCCAUUCCAAAUCCUUUCCCUGAACUUUGCAGCCCUACAAACUCACCUGUGCUGGCACCUGGAUCUCUUCCUCAGAGUCAGCCUAUGGAUAAGCAAGAUAUAAAAGUUUUUAGUGAAGAUGGGACUUGCAAGGUGGUUGAGAUCUUAGCAGAUAUGACAGCCCGGGACCUCUGCCAGUUGCUUGUUUACAAAAGUCAUUGUGUGGAUGACAACAGCUGGGCCCUAGUGGAGCAUCACCCUCUCAUAGGAUUAGAGAGAUGCUUGGAAGAUCAUGAACUCAUUGUUCAAGUUGAGUCUACCAUGGGAAGUGAAAGUAAAUUUUUAUUCAGGAAGAACUAUGCAAAAUAUGAAUUCUUUAAGAAUCCUGUGAACUUUUUUCCAGAACAGAUGAUUGCUUGGUGUCAGCAGACAAAUGGCUGUAUUCCACAGUCACAACUCUUACAGAAAUUUUUAAAUUCAAGUAGUUGUCCAGAAAUUCAAGGGUUUUUACAUGUGAAAGAAUUGGGAAGAAAAUCAUGGAAGAAGCUGUAUGGUUGUCUGAGGAAAUCUGGACUUUAUUGUUCUACAAAAGGAUCUUCAAAGGAACCAAGACAUCUGCAGUUGCUAGCUGAUCUUGAAGACAGCAAUAUCUUUUCAUUAAUAGCAGGCAAGAAAAUGUACAGUGCACCUACAGACUAUGGCUUUUGUAUAAAGCCCAACAGAGUAAGAAAUGAAACUAAAGAAUUAAGACUGCUGUGUGCUGAGGAUGAACAAAGCAGAACAUGCUGGAUGACUGCCUUUAGAUUGCUCAAGUAUGGGAUGUUGCUGUAUGAAAAUUACAGAAUUCCACAACAGAGAAGCAAUCUGCUUCCUCACUUCACCACUCCUGUGAGAAGUGUGUCUGAAAAUUCCUUAGUAGCAAUGGAUUUUUCUGGACAAAUAGGAAGAGUGAUUGAAAAUCCAGAAGAAGCACAGUGUGCAGCCUUGGAAGAAGGCCAUGCCUGGCGGAAACGCAGCACAAGAAUGAACAUUUUGGGGAAUCAAAGCCCACUUCAUCCUUCCUUGCUGAGCACAAUUAUUCAUAGGACACAGCACUGGUUUCAUGGCAGGAUCUCAAGAGAAGAAUCACACAGGAUUAUUAAACAACAAGGUCUUGUGGAUGGGUUAUUUCUUCUUCGGGACAGCCAGAGUAAUCCAAAGGCAUUUGUACUUACAUUGUGUUAUCAUCAAAAAAUUAAACAUUUUCAGAUUUUACCAUGUGAAGAUGACGGACAGAUAUUUUUCAGCCUGGAUGAUGGGAGCACCAAAUUCACUGACCUAAUACAGCUUGUUGAAUUCUACCAACUAAACAAGGGAGUUUUACCUUGUAAACUCAAACAUCACUGCAUCCGGGUGGCCUUAUGACCUCUGUUCCAGUCCAUGCUGAUGACUGGCUUUGUUCCAAGACUGGAGAUGGAAGAGAAGUAUUGUUGAAGGAAGUUGACAGUGGGACAUUAGCCAACUUGUAGUUGCUUUUAAGGAACAAAAUGUACCAUCAAAAUUAUGCACCUAGGGGACUUGGAAAGGGAUGCUUGAGCUGGUGCCAACAGUCCAAGAUUUUGCUGUUUUGUCUAAAUCUUAAGCCUGAUUGCUGCUGAGUGUCCCAGCAACCCCAAAAAACUGGGAAAGGUUAUGUAAAAACACUAAACAAAACUGGAAAUUGUCCCUUGGCUGGUCCACUUAACAGAGUCAGGUUUGUGAAGCAAAAUUAUUGAAAAGAACUCUUGCCCUGGAAUAAUCUUGACAAUUUAAAGCUGAGUAUAUUUUCUUUUUGUAUUGAUCACUCUUUAUAUUGUUUGUAUGUCUCUCUUAAUUUUUUUUUGCACUCCUUUUGGAUAUUAUAUUUAGCUUACAUUAGCUGAUACAGUUUUUAAAUUUAUGUCUGAUUUGGGUGUUCUAAAUCCUAUACUGCAUGAAUUGCUUCAGCCUAACAAUAAUUCAAAAGACAAAAAAUGUCUUCUGAUUUUUGAAACUAGAUUCCCUGCCAUUUGCUGAUGUUGUUGAAGGAACAAGAAGGAGACAAUUUUGGGAAGGAAAGAACAUCCCACCAGUGUAUGUUUUUAGUAUAAUGGCUGUAGCUUGUGUGUAUGAAAGAGGACUCUGCUUCUAUGCACAGAUGUUUUGAACCUGUUUUAUUUUGAUUGUCCUCCUCCCGCCCAAUCUGCUGGAGCUCCUCUUUCUGCACAUAUCCCAUGGGAAAAUCCACUGUCAGUAGCUAGUUCAGAGCUGAAUGAUAAUAUAUGUAUUUGGAAUCACUUGGCUUUUUUCUGUUUAUGUUUUGGUGGGGAGGGGAGGGGUUGUCAUUUAUUUAGUCUACUUGGUAUAACACAAAUCAGUGUUUUCUAUUUUUAGCAUUAUUUCCUUAACUCUUCACAAUGUAUUAUACAGCUCCAGUGCACAUAUAUCACUGCCUAGUCUUCUAACCAUAGUUAGGAGUUUAAGAGUGCUCUGUAAGUCUGCAUGCUCCUUCCAUUUAUUUUUUUCCUCUGGACAUGUAUUUUCCAAUAACCCAAGCACAAUUCUGGUUUUAGGUUUCUUUGCUUAGUGAAAAUACUAUUGUAGGUGUUACACAAGUGAGAACAACGGAGAAGCGCUCAUGUGGCACUCCCAAGCUUCUAAUUAUAGCUAAGAUACUGAGGAGUGCUCCAGCAGCAUAGAUACACUUUUCCUAAGUGAUGACAUGUUAAAUAUGAUUUUCAAUGAAGUAAAUGUGAGAAAUGCCAUCUGAUUACAUGCUGCUGGAUUGCCAAAACUUACACUGUGAGCUUGUUCAAAACUGUGGACAUCUUCCCUCAACCACUGCUGCACAUUCUCUCCAUCCAUUUCAGUCUAGCUGUAAAAGAGAGCAAUACACAUGCAGCAUUGCAAUAACUGGAUGAAUCCUUUUUAUUUGGAAAUUAUAUGUUCAACUGUCUCUGCCACAGAAGGACUUGCCAUUGACAGUUCUGACAAUUGAUCCUUUGGGGUUUAUGCACUAAAAUUUGCAUGCCAGUAUCUGUAGCAACUAGGGAAACCUUGCUUCAGUCCUGGUUUAGCCUCCCUAAAACCAUACACUUGGAAUGUUAAUGCGUACAUAGCUAUGCAGAACAAAUAAUACUUUAUUUCUCUUGAAAGGCGUGGCUUUCUAGCUGUAAUUGGGGGGAAAUAAAGUGUGAUAUCUGUCAGUGUACUCAUAUUGGCUCAUGUUUUCUAAUUCUACACAACUGUGUGCAUGGAGAUAUGCCAUGUGGAGGAUUUUGUAACAUCGGAAUCAAGGCCACUGCUUUUUAACAUUUCAGCUGUUCCAUGUUUACAUAGCAACACUUCUUUCAUCGAUAGCUUGCACUUAAAUAAGGUCAAUGAUUAUGAUUAUCGUACUUUGGGGAUGAUGAUCAAGUGCAUAUAGGAAGUGUUUUGUGUUUUAUAAAUCAAGAAGUAUGUUCCAGCCUAUGAAUGUUCAGAAUUACUUGCAAAUGGAAUAUCCUUUCUCUCCCUCUCCAGAAAUCUUGAACCUUUAUAUAGAUAUUAAUUAAUAUUAAUUAUUGCAUGUAACUAAUAGCCCAUCUGAGCAGUUGAAACUGAGUACAGUUAUUUAUUCACAAGAUAAUCAUAUACUGUUGAGAGUAGCUUAAGACAAUAUAACCAGCUUAAGUUAUGCAUAGCAGAUGAAAAAACACUGUAUUUUAGUUUACAGGACAUAUCUAAUAGGGUUUUUUCCAUGAAAUGUCUACAUAUACAAUGAAGAAACUUGAUUUUUGUUAGAAAUAUCUUGGUUACUACAUUUUACAUAUUUUGUCAACAUUUUAAGGUAAGCUAACAUGAGUUGACUUAAUACUGCAUAUUUGUUCCACCUAGAUUUUUCAAAUGGACUUACAGGAUUUUUUUUUAAUACAGAUUCUCAAGUUUAAAUGAGGUGGUUUGAGUUUAUUAAAAAUUAAGCUACUUAGUUAAGUAUCUUAGUUCCACUUACACAGUUUCCCAGCAAUAACUUCAUGUUAUAAAAAUAUCAUUUAAUUGAAUUUGACAAUACAAGUUCUGACUAUCAUGAAUUUGAAUGCAGACUGUUUUGUACUACCUUCAAAAUGGUAGCUACAUUACUUGAGCACGCCAUUAUUGCAUUUCUUCCCUUUGCUGGAAAUAUACAAUUUCUAACCCAUCUUAAACAUUACCAGCAGAUGCGUCUGUCUAACAACUUAGGAAAUAAGGAUUGAAGGAAAUUUGAUUUUUUUUAAAAGAAUAUUUAAAUGACAUGAAUGUAAAGAGGGAUGCUCAGGGUUGUUUCUGGAGCCUGUUGAUUUUAUUUUAUUUUUGCCUGUGAUUGUUUUGUAAAUAAAAAAUGUCAUAUAGCAUCUUGUAAUAUGUUAAGAAGGAAAAUGCCAAACCAUUUGGUAAUUUUUUUUAAAAAAAUAGGUAAGUUAUAUUAUUUGUGUUUUUUAAAAGUACAGCUUUUUAUUUGUUGAAUUAAUCUUGAAGAAAUAUGUGCCUCUAUUUUUAGAUUGUUUUGUCUUAACUUUUCUGCACUAAGUACCUGACCAUUUUGACCAAUCAAUGCACCUUUCCAGUGGCAAGACUUGCUUAGCAUAAAUUAUAUUGUCAUAAUACAAGACUUUAUUGUGACUGUAAAAUGAAACAAAAGUUAUCAGGGAAUGCAAAAGGUAUUAACUUAAGGGACACAACCUCUUACUCAAUAUGCAUUGCUUCAUAUUGUAAAUAGCCUUUUUUUGACUAGUGAACUUAAUUGUUAUCUUUCAGGUAUUUUUGUACAAAACGGGACUGGUUAUAUUUCUUGUACUUAGAAAUAAAUAUUCAAACAAUGGUAUUCAUUUUA
Messenger RNA from Candoia aspera, 5744 nucleotides. It is a transcript of the gene GRB10, whose product is annotated as growth factor receptor bound protein 10. The transcript has 17 exons. Lineage: Eukaryota; Metazoa; Chordata; Lepidosauria; Squamata; Candoiidae. Gene Ontology annotation, biological process: negative regulation of Wnt signaling pathway; negative regulation of insulin receptor signaling pathway; insulin receptor signaling pathway. The coding region runs from base 509 to 2302 and encodes 597 amino acids. The record is from RefSeq and is a predicted model, not a curated record. Gene Ontology annotation, molecular function: insulin receptor binding.